ACAGCCCUCAUCCGAACGGGAGCAAUGGCCAGCGGCUCCCGCGUCUAUUCAACACCCGGUCGUCGUGAAAGCUAACCGGCUAACAAGUUGCAUCAUGGACAAGAGUGACCUAGUGCAGAAGGCAAAGCUCGCUGAGCAGGCCGAGCGCUAUGAUGAUAUGGCUGCUUCCAUGAAGGCCGUCACGGAGGGCGGCGUUGAGCUUUCCAACGAAGAGCGCAACCUGCUCUCCGUGGCUUACAAGAACGUGGUGGGCGCCCGCCGCUCGUCCUGGCGCGUGAUCUCCAGCAUCGAGCAGAAAACGGAGGGCAACGAGAAGAAACAGCAGAUGGCGCGUGAAUACCGUGAGAAGAUCGAGGCCGAGCUUCAGGAGAUCUGCAACGACGUGCUGGGUCUCCUGGAGAAGUACCUCAUUCCCAACGCUAGCCAGGCAGAGAGCAAAGUCUUCUACCUGAAAAUGAAAGGAGACUACUACAGAUACCUGUCCGAGGUGGCAUCUGGAGAAGCAAAGAAAACCACAGUGGACAACUCUCAGAAGGCUUACCAGGAUGCAUUUGAGAUCAGCAAAACUGUGGACAUCAGAAAACCAGGGUGA
Messenger RNA from Sinocyclocheilus anshuiensis, 592 nucleotides. Its product is annotated as 14-3-3 protein beta/alpha-A-like. Bases 95 to 592 code for a protein of 165 amino acids. The record is from RefSeq and is a predicted model, not a curated record. Lineage: Eukaryota; Metazoa; Chordata; Actinopteri; Cypriniformes; Cyprinidae. The transcript is spliced from 5 exons.